GCGGGGGGCCGCGUCGGAGCCCCGCAGGCCGCCGUCGCCGCCAUGGACCGCUUCCUGGUGCUGCUGCACUCGGUGGCGGCCGGCCUGUCGGCCAGCGAGCUGAGCGACCUCAAGUUCCUGUGCCGCGAGCGGGUGGGCAAGCGGAAGCUGGAGCGCGUGCAGAGCGGCGUCGACCUCUUCUCCGUGCUGCUGGAGCAGAACGACCUGGAGCCCCAGCGCACCGACUUCCUGCGCGAGCUGCUCACCUCCCUGCGGCGCGGCGACCUGCUGCAGCGCCUGGACGACUUCGAGGCGGGCGGCGCGGGCGGGGCCGCGCCCGGGGAGGAAGACCUGAGUGCAGCGUUUGACAUCAUAUGUGACAAUGUGGGGAGGGACUGGAAAAGACUGGCUCGUCAGCUUAAAGUCUCUGAGGCGAAGAUGGAUGGCAUCGAGGAGAGAUAUCCCCGUAACCUUAGAGAGCGGGUAAGGGAGUCCCUGAGAAUCUGGAAGAAUAUGAAGAAGGAAGAUGCCACGGUGGCCCGUCUGGUGGAGGCGCUCAGGGCCUGCCGGAUGAACCUAGUGGCCGACCUCGUAGAGGAGGCCCAGCAGGCCCAGGGCCUCCAGAACCAGAGUGGGGCCAUGUCCCCAAUGUCAUGGGACUCAGACACGUCUGCCUUGGAAGUGCCCUGAUGAGUGCUGCUCUGCCCCAGUGGACGGUGGGCAUCUGCACAGGCUGGACCUCAGGUCUUCCAUGAGGGUGGCCAGGUGCCUUCUGUGCCCGGCCCCCUGAAGACACAGUGAGCCAGGCUGAGGUGAGCCCCACUCUCAGAGCCACAGACUGGCCGCUUCUGAAUUCAGGCUGUGCCGGUGCUUCCUCCAUGCCAGGCAGGGCCCAGACACUGCACAGAUACUUCUGUUUAUUCUUCACCGUCGCUCUGAGAGCAAGAUCCUGUCAUCUCCACUAAACAGCCUGCUGCAGGAGAAAGCUGGAACUGUCUGGCACAUGGAAGGAAUCUGUACAAAUUGGCCCUUAUUCCUCUUACUCAAUGGGUGAGGAAACCAGCUCAGAGAGGUCGAGGAACUGGAGCAAAGUCUGCGAGUAGUAGCAGGAGAGCUGGUGUCCAAGCCCACACCUUCUGGCCCAGACGCCACGCCUUUAGUCUUUGUGUCUUCUUCUGCCCACAUGGUUGGCAAAAAGGACGUUUUAGCCCAUUUCCUCGUGGGCCGUCAGGGCAGACCUGGACACGAGGACCAGAUGGCGUGAAGGGUGAGACGCGUCCCAGUCCAGAAGUCUGGAGGCCUGGUUCGGCCAGUGCUCAGCCUUUGAAGGGGCCGAGUCUCCGAGGAUGAGCUGAGAUGUCUGCUGAGUGCUCACAGUCACACUCUGUAGAUGUCCCUAUGAGGAUUAUGAUUCCUGCGGUUCUUAAGUUUGCUACUGUUUUGUAUCCAAAUCAGUAUCUUUCUGAUAACAAAAUGGGCAAGGAGGUGGGAUCCUCAAAUCUUCUUGCUUCUAAGGUAAGCCUAUUAAAGCAAAUGCCUUUACAGUGGAAACCUGAAUUACAAAAAAUUUUCCAUGCCUUUUAAUACACUGAAGCCCCAACAGCCAAUUACAGCGUUACUUGCACCUUGUCGUGGCCUCAGCUUGUGAAUGUGGCAGCUGGAUUGCCUGACAGCUCACUGGCCACGAGUAGGCACACAGCGGUCAGCUGUCGGGUCUUUUGCCACUUUCAGGAUCCAUUUGUCCCAACUCCAUGGCUGUGACCUUGGGACAGUCUCAUGCCUUACUAAACCAUCUUGACCUUGGUUGCUGAAAUCGUAGCCAAGGUUGUGGGGGCACUGUCUCCACUAAGCUGUGGACCUCGGCCUUGGAGCUCCUCCACACGUUGGCCAGAUGAUUCUGGAUACCAGGCAGCAUGCUGGGAGCCGGGGCCGUGGCAGUGAGUGAGACAGAAGUGGCCCUGCCCUGUUGGCGCUGAAAGCCCAGCCAGGAGCACAGGUCGUCACCAGCUUGGGGUGCUGCCCAGGAGCUGAGCCCGCCCCUGUGUUACUCGCUGUAAGCUUCAGCUCAGGGCUAGUUCUGUAAAGAAGAACGUCAUUUCUCACGGACUGAAGUGUGGGCAGCUUGGCUUUGGGGAAUAAGUUUUCUGGGAGGGAAAAAGAAUCGAUAUCUCUCGAGCGGAGGCAGAGGUUCUACAUUCCCAUAAAAGUUUAUGGUAUCAGCUGCUAUAAUGUGGAAAUGUCCUACGUCUGCUUUGGUGCUUCUCAUACCUGGCAGGAGUCCGCCCUCCAUCACACCAGGUGUUCUGAAAGGGGUCUGGGGAACGUGACGUUAGUGCACCUGCAAUUUUCCAUUGCUUGGAGCAAACGCCAGGCCAGGCUCAGUCCCCAGUCUGUUGCUGGCUUAACUCCUGGCCUGUCCCGCAGUCCUGUGUUGGGUGAGGGCGCUGGGUCUCCUGCCCUUGGCACUGACCUUCCAGGAUCUCCCCACGCUGAGGGUGAGGGAGAGGAACUCGGGCUUCACAGCAGACCUGGGCCCUGCUCCCAGCCCCAUCAAGCCCUGCCCAGGGUGCGGCACGCGGCGGGAUUCCCAGCCUCAAUCUUCCCUGUCCUCGCUGCCCGACCGCACUUGCUGUCCACCUCCAGGACUGGAGGGGGCUGGCCCCACCCCGACAGCAAAGCCACAGAGCAUGGUGACAUGUGGCACACUUGCCCCAGGAGGUGAACAUUGACGUGUGCAGGAGACUGCCCCAGGAAGAUGGGACUCGGCCAGAGGCAUCCCUUUGUUCAGCCAAUCCAUGAAGCAGCCACCAUAGCGGGGCACGGUGCCAGACGCUGGGGCCGCAGCAGAACAAGAUGGGCAACUGUCCUCAGGAAGCACCGGGUGUUCCCAAUGUCAUAAAACAAGGGGAAAAGCGAAGAACGUAUGCACAAGUGUCUGAAAUAGCAUAAAUGCCUACAUCAUUGCUGAAAGUGCAGAGACGAUAAGUAUUUGAUGUAGCUGAUGGUUUGCAAGAUGAUAAGCUGUGUAUACUUUAUAUUUUCCACAUUUCUGUAAUGGUGCUUUUUUUAAAAAAUGACCCACCAGAUACUGAAAUAGAUGCAACUUGGACUGUUCGGUGGGGAGUGUUCCCAGAGCAGCGAGCGUGUGAGGUCCCGUCCUGGCUCUGCCCCUCGUGACUCCAUCCCUCCAAAAGGGGCCAGUAGGUAAAAAUUGUCAAAAUCUGGGGUGACUUGUUUCUCAGGUGCCCUUGAAGCAGGCAGUGAGAUUGUACCCAGAGCCCCAGGGGCCAGUCCAGAGGUUACUCUGUUGCCUCUCUGUGGUUCACUCAGAGCCCUUGAGCUCAGCAGCAGCCUGUGGUCGUGGGGCCCCGCCCUCCUGCCUGCCAUCUGGACAGAUCCACAGAGGCAGAGCACUUGUGAGCACCGACUUGGGCCCCGCCGCACGGGGAACAUCUUCACAGCCUGUCCUGGGACAGAUGGGACCGUAUCCACUCAGCACCAUGACCUUUGGGACAGGUUCAGUCACACGCCAUCCUUAGUUGGGAUGAUUGUUGGACAAAGAUUUCUUGUACCAACUUUACUCCAAAAAUUAUGUUCCUCUUUUUUAUUUUGCAAUCCCUUAAAACUUAUGUUUCUGAAAAAGGUGCACAUAAAUACGGGGUUUUCUUGAAAACUAAAGAGCCACAUCUUGCUCUCCUAGUCUUUCCCCUGAGAAAAAAAAGUCCAAAUGUCUGUUCUUUGCAGGGAACCUUGGGCCUGUGCUGGGGAAUUUGAUCCAGCACUUGCUGGGACAAAGGGACAAUCCCAUGUCUUCAGGCUCCUGGAUUUCCAGGUGCCUUUGCUCCGCCUGCCUCACACUGUGCCCCUCCAGGACUCGGGCCCUCACAUUCCUCUAGCUGCCUUCUGCCCCCGGCACUCCUGAGACCACUCCCCACAAACUGCCCCUGCUCAGUCCCAGGCUGCCUCUGCCCCAUGUGCUUUUUCAUUCUGUCUUGCUCAGCCACUGGGCCCCUGGCACUUCUCGAGACCAUUCUGUCGCCAGCCUUCCUCUUAUCUCCCUCCUGGGCCUUGCCUGGCCCAGGUCUUUCUCCUAGGCCUGCCUGCAGACCCACAUCGAAGACGUAGAAGAAAAUACAUUUCUUCUUUGCAGCUUCUAGAAGCCACCUGCCUCUAACUCAUGGCCCUUCCCUCCAUCUUCAAGCCCGCACUGUAACAUCUUCCAAUCUCUGGCUGACUCUCCUGCCUGCAUCUCAGUAAGAUCCUUGUAAUGACGUGGGGCCACCUGGCCAAUCCAGAUCAUCUCGCCAUGUCGGCAUCCUUAAAUCCACAUCUGUGAAAUCCCUUUGCCACGUGAAGGAAAGUGUUCAGCGGUCCUGGGAAUGAGGAUGUGGGCACGGGCGAGGGUGCCUGCUCUGCCCACCACACACCUGAGACUCGCCGUCUCCCGCACCUGUGCCCAGUUGCGUGCCUGACACCACAGACCCUCCUUCCUCUCACUGGUGCUCACUCUUCCCCCCACGUAUGCCUGAGGCCUCGGGAGCAUUCCUCCUGCCCUGCUGCCACCCGGCUCCCUGCAGGGCCUGGCCCCUGCUCUCCAGACAGCCUCAGCACGUGACUUCCUAACUCAUCCUCCCUCUGCUGUGGCCUCUUCCCCCCACCCCCUCUCCCAUCCCACCCUGCCUGCAACAGGAGACAAAUACUGUAGACCCUGACUCUGUUCUUGGAAACCAUGAACUUUGUACACAUUUUUUAGUUUUAUAUUCUUAUUUCCAGAUGACCAUUCUGAGUCAUCCUGCUGAUCACUCUUUAACCACACCAUUCCUGUGUGAACUGUGUCUGGAACCAGACCAUGACGAGGACAGCAUGUGCUCGUGCCAAAAUGACCACAGUCACCACUACUCUGCUGAUCUGAAGGCAAGGCUUCUCUUCCAGGGAAGAUUUGCAAUUGAAAGCCAUUUUCCUCAAAGAAGCCCUUAGUUUCUUUUCUUCUUCUUUU
This is a messenger RNA of Microcebus murinus (gray mouse lemur), 4975 nucleotides long. It is a transcript of the gene FADD, whose product is annotated as Fas associated via death domain. NCBI's taxonomy places the organism in Eukaryota, Metazoa, Chordata, Mammalia, Primates, Cheirogaleidae. Gene Ontology annotation, molecular function: caspase binding; death receptor binding. Gene Ontology annotation, biological process: extrinsic apoptotic signaling pathway; positive regulation of innate immune response; regulation of apoptotic process. Gene Ontology annotation, cellular component: CD95 death-inducing signaling complex. The record is from RefSeq and is a predicted model, not a curated record.